Molecule: messenger RNA, 2510 nt
Organism: Magallana angulata
Lineage: Eukaryota; Metazoa; Mollusca; Bivalvia; Ostreida; Ostreidae
Exons: 2
Coding region: 119-2086 (655 amino acids)
Cellular component (GO): nucleus
Molecular function (GO): DNA binding
Source: RefSeq, a predicted model, not a curated record
UCAUUUAGGGUAUUUCGGGUCACCCCGAUUUUCGGGAGUCAUCGGGGUUUUCCAUACACAGUUCCCGUUAAACGUUACAGAAAAACGAAAUAUAUUGCAGUCACGUCCAUCAAGAAGAAUGGGGAGAACUAGAAAGAGGAAGGAAAUUUGGACACCAUCUAAAAGUCCUGCUCAGAAAUUGGCAAAACAAAUAUCAAGAAAGUACAAGUCUCCCCACAAGGUUGCCAGGAAAGCAUUGUAUCAGGUAUUCAAUAAGCAAUUAUCUAUUAGAAAAGCUGCACGGGAACAUAAUAUUUCAUACUCAUCAUUGCAACGUAGAACAAGUGGGUUGGUAGAUGUAGAGAAAAAAAGAGGCCCAGAGACCAUCUUCAACAAGUCUGAAGAAGAAACAAUGGCAAAGUAUUUGUCUGAAAUGGCACAGCGUGGGAUGGGUUUACGACCAACCGAGUUCCUAGAUUUUGUUGAGAACAUAAUGAAAAAUGACAAGAGGAGAAAGACCUUCAAAGAUGGUCGUCCAAGUUGGGACUGGUAUUAUGCAUUUAUGAAACGCAACAAACACAUUGUUCAAAAGCGAAAAGAAACGCCUCUUGAAAUUUCUAGAGCUAAGGUGACUACAGAAGAAGUGGAUGGUUGGUUCCAUAAUUACAGAAUGUUUAUGUCAGACAACCAUUUGAUGGACAAACCAGAAAGAGUAUAUAAUGCAGAUGAAACUGGUUUCACGAUGGGUUCAAAAUCUGGUGAGGUCAUAGGUCCUGCCAAAAAAGUCCAAAAGGAACCAGUCCCACACGUAAGUGGUGGAAGAAGUAAGGAACGAGUCACUGUUAUGUACUGUGCAAAUGCAGAGGGCAGUAUCCUUCCUCCUUUCUUUGUUUUUGCAAGACCAAAACCAACUUCAUAUGACUUGUUAGCAGGUUCGCACAGGAAUGCUCGAGCAGAGUUCACAGAUAAAGGAUGGAUGGAUGCGGAGACUUUCAGGAAAUUUAUUCAUCAUUUGCAUGCACAUGCUGUUAAAGAGAGACCAAUAGUGUUGCUGAUAGACAGUGUUGGAAGCCAUGUUGACAUGGAAUCCUUUUCUGCAGCCAAAGAAUUAGGAAUUGAAAUAUAUCGAUUGGUUAGAAAUGCUACCCACCUCAUGCAACCACUUGAUGUUGGAGUAUAUGGUCCCAUGAAAAAAAGUUGGUACAAGCACCUGAGAGAUCACACCAGGCACCACCCAGAAGACAUGGUGAGGAAGCAAAAUUUUGCCAGACACUUACAGGUUGCUUUCAUGGAUUUUUACAAGCCAGUAACCGUCCAAAAGAGCUUUGCUACAUCAGGUGUCUUCCCUGUAGACAGGUCUGCUAUCUCCGACUUGAGAUUAAAACCUUCCUUGACAUAUGAAGAGGCCACAUUAUCAGUGGAUACCUCUACCGCCUGUACACCAACAUCUUCAAGAGCAACCACAUUUUCCUGCGGGUCUACUGAAGAGCAUUCAGGUUUAGAUAUCCUUGCACAAGCUGCUUCAGCUGUUGAUUAUGAAGCAUCAGGAAAUUUGCCAUCCUCCAUUCAUGAACAAGUUUCACCACUAAUUGUGUCUGCAGUUAAAUUACCUACCAUAAGAACAAAGACGGCUAAAAGGAAAAGACUUGCAGAUGAGCUACCAGACAACCUUACUUCUGAAAAUGGCAUAAGAAUGAUGGGACUGAAAUCACUCGAAAAAGCUAAGAGUUUCGCAAGUAAAGAGAGGAAAGCCCGGGAAAGAUAUCUGAAAUCCAAGGAAAAUGUAAGGAGCAAAGGCCAGAAGACAGGCAAAGGAAAGCAGAGAAAGAAGGUUGUUACAACACAGAUGACAUUAGAAGCGACUCGUUCUGAUAAUCAAGGUCCGUCCACCUCACAUACUGACACCAGAGCAAAGGAGAUUUCAGAAACUGAACGUUGUUUUGUGUGUCAUGCAGAUGAGUCAGAACCAGGAGAUUGGAUACAGUGUGAUUUGUGCCGCAAAUGGGAACAUAUCUUGUGUAUUCCAGCUGCGCAUCCAUGGGACAAAGAUGCAGCUGUUGACGAAUCUGUUGAGUUCAUAUGCCACAACUGUACAUCUAUUUCAUAGAUAUCAUAUGAUAUUUACCUGCUUGUUGCCAACCUCCUCUUGUAUAACAAUAUUAGUGAAUAUCUAUUUUUUUUUAAAGUUUAUAAUCUGGAUUUUUUUCCAAGCCACACAUAAAAUUGUAUAUUUGAAUAUUCUCUGCUUAGUGCAUGACAUUAUUUAUAAUGCAAAGUAUGUUUUAUAUAAAAUAUGAUACAAUGUAAAAUCAAAAUCAGAAUAUAAUCUAAAAGAUGGUUGGGGGGUUAUUAGAUGCAUUAAGAAUAUUCGUUUUCUUAUAAAUCUGUAUGACUGUAUUUUUUUCUUUUACAGGAACCAAACAAGGAGAUAAUUUAUAUCAAAAACUGUGUAAUUAAGGGCUAUCAUGAGUAUAAAGUAAAGCCACUUGUGACAAGUGAUUUGGAACUUCAGGUUGACAGAGAAUAUUCAA